Molecule: messenger RNA, 632 nt
Organism: Caenorhabditis angaria
Lineage: Eukaryota; Metazoa; Nematoda; Chromadorea; Rhabditida; Rhabditidae
Source: the annotation of a GenBank genome assembly
AUGAAGUUUCUCCUCCGCGCAUCUUCUCUUGCUGGAAACUCUUUCCGAUUUGCAUCACAAGCGAGAAGCAAGGUGUUUUUUGAUGUGAAUAUUGGAAACGAGCCAGCUGGAAGAAUCGAGAUUGAACUUUUCAACGAUCAUGUUCCAAAAACUGCCGAAAACUUCAGAGCUCUUUGCACCGGAGAAAAAGGUGUAGGAAAAUCAGGAGUUCCACUUCAUUUCAAAGGAUCGAAAUUCCAUAGAAUUAUUCCUGAUUUCAUGAUUCAAGGAGGUGAUUUCACAAGACACAACGGAACAGGAGGAGAAUCUAUCUAUGGACACAAAUUCGAGGUAACUUUUGAAUAUUAUUUUUUUAAAUAAAUUUAUUUAAAAAAAAAUUCCAGGACGAAAACUUUGAUUUGAAACACACUGGUUUGGGAUGUGUCUCAAUGGCAAAUGCUGGACCAAACACAAAUGGCUCUCAAUUCUUCAUUUGCACAGUCGACACUCCUUGGCUUGAUGGAGGACAUGUUGUUUUUGGACAAGUCACUGAUGGUAUCUCAAUUGUCAAGAAAAUCGAAAAAAUCGGAUCAAGAUCGGGUGCCCCAUCAAAGGUUGUUUCUAUCGCUGAUUGCGGUGAGCUCAAACAAUAA